ACACCCCUCUUGUUCUUAUUCAACUACCAUGCCUGCAAAAGAUAAUGUUUUCUAUCAAUCAAUUCAACUUAUAUAUAAAUAAGGAUAGAAUCUUCAUUUUCUUCAACACACACACAAAAAUAAAUAGUAAAGAGACAAAACAGAAUAAUAAUGAAGCAUAAGUUGUUGUUUCUAAUUCUAGUUUUCUUAAUUCUUUAUGUGGAGGCAGAUGAUGAUGGGUUUGUGAAAACAAGAGGAGUACAGCUUAUGGUGAACGAGACCCCUUAUUAUGCCAAUGGUUUUAAUGCAUAUUGGUUAAUGUACAUUGCUUCUGAUCCAUCUCAGAGAAACAAAGUAUCAUCAACUUUUCAAGAAGCUGCAAAUCAUGGACUUAACAUAGCUAGAACUUGGGCUUUCAGCGAUGGUGGUUAUAAACCAUUACAAUGCUCUCCUGGAUCCUACAAUGAGGAAAUGUUCCAGGGAUUGGACUUUGUGAUGGGUGAAGCUAGAAAAUAUGGGGUGAAGGUGAUUUUGAGUUUGGUGAACAAUUAUGAGAGUUUUGGUGGGAAGAAACAAUAUGUAGAAUGGGCAAAGAGUGAGGGACAGUCCUUAGAUUCUGAAGAUGAUUUCUUCACUAAUGCUGUGGUGAAAGGUUACUAUAAAAACCACAUUAAGACAGUGCUUACAAGACAUAACAACUUCAGUGGAGUUGCUUACAAAGAUGACCCUACUAUAAUGGCUUGGGAGCUUAUGAAUGAGAUUAUAUGUUCUUCAGACCAUUCAGGAAACUCAGUUCAGGUUUGGAUUACUGAGAUGGCAUCUUACUUGAAAUCCAUUGAUGGAAACCAUUUGCUUGAAGCUGGUUUAGAAGGUUUCUAUGGACUGUCAAAGACAGAGUCUAAUCCUAACUUCCAAGUAGGAACCGAUUUUAUUGCAAACAACCAAAUCUCCAACAUCGAUUUUGCGACACUACAUUCAUACCCGGAUCAAUGGUUAUCAAGUUCAGGCUAUGAAGACCAACUCUCUUUCUUAAGUGACUGGCUCAAUGAGCAUAUCCAAGAUGCACAGAACAUCCUUCACAAGCCACUUCUAUUUGCAGAAUUUGGAAUUUCCACUAAAAACUUGGGCAAUGAUAGCUCAACACUGAGGGAUAAGUUUUUCAAUACAGUAUAUUCAGCUGUAUAUUCAUCAGCAAGUGGCGGCGGAACAGCUGUUGGUGGCUUGUUUUGGCAACUUCUUGCUCAAGGGAUGGAUUCUUUCCGAGAUGAUUACGAAGUGAUUUUAGCCGAGAGUCCCUCGACAUCAACCUUGAUUUCUCAAGAGUCUCGAAAACUAAAACGAAUUCGCAAGAUGUAUGCCAGACUUCACAAGCAUUGACAAGUUGAAUUAGACAUGGCUAUAUCAGUGAUAUUUAUACUCAAAAGCUGAUGAAAAACUUUUAUUUGGAAAACUUUAAAGAUACACAUGGAACCGCACGGGUUACGUUGUUUAUUUCGCAUGUUUUUUGAACGUUUACUUUCUUAAAUUGAGUACUCUAGGUAUUUCAACUACGUAAGUGCCGACAAACUAACUAUUGUACUCAAGUUUAUAUCUAAACUCUAGAGAUCGACCGGAUAAUUUGAAGUGUUUCAUAUAA
This is a messenger RNA of Lathyrus oleraceus (garden pea), 1615 nucleotides long. Its product is annotated as mannan endo-1,4-beta-mannosidase 7. Gene Ontology annotation, molecular function: mannan endo-1,4-beta-mannosidase activity. The record is from RefSeq and is a predicted model, not a curated record. The transcript has 4 exons. NCBI's taxonomy places the organism in Eukaryota, Viridiplantae, Streptophyta, Magnoliopsida, Fabales, Fabaceae. Bases 151 to 1356 code for a protein of 401 amino acids.